This is a messenger RNA of Fusarium coffeatum, 1794 nucleotides long. RefSeq lists its product as uncharacterized. NCBI's taxonomy places the organism in Eukaryota, Fungi, Ascomycota, Sordariomycetes, Hypocreales, Nectriaceae. The transcript has a single exon. Bases 1 to 1794 code for a protein of 597 amino acids. The record is from RefSeq and is a predicted model, not a curated record.
AUGGGCUCUCACGAAAGUUCCCGCCGUAAUAGCGGACAGCAUUCCGAAACUUUUGGUACGAAACAAGAAGACAGUACUUUUAUUACAUCGGAAUCGCGACCACAACAAUCGGAAACCCCCAAAGUCAGCCCUGUGCGUUACUGGUCAUGGGAGAUUGUAUCACUUCUCUUCGCUCUUGCGCUUCUGAUAGCCACGAUCGCCAUUCCCGCUCAUUACAACGAUAAGGUUUUGAAAAGAUGGCCAUACGACAUUAGUCUCAACACAAUCAUCGCUAUUCUCAGCACCUUUAUGCGAGCCUCUAUGAUGCUUGUUGUCGCCGAGCUGGUUGGCCAAAUGGGAUGGCAGAGCCUACGAAAACCUCGUCCUGUUUCCGACCUUCACCACUUUGACAAUGCGAGCCGAGGAAUCCUUGGAGCAUUCAAACUGUUCUGGAAUGUCCCUCCACGACUUGCGAGUAUCAUUGCCGCGAUUGUUAUCAUCUUGUCACCAGCUAUUGCACCAUUUUCGCAACAAGCUGUCAAGACUGUCCCUUGCUCACGAGAAGUCCCAGGCAGUGGAAACUGCACCUUUACGGAAAACUCUAAAGGGGUCACUCACGCCUCAGUCGCUAUGUGCAGUUCAUGUCUCGACACAACCGAGUUCAUCAAGUUGAACGUGACAAAACGGGACGGUUACGAGACUAACAAUUAUACGCUACCAAACAACCAGUGGGUACAACCUUUCACACGUGACAGUCUACUGAGUGCCUAUACUGGAGACGUGGACUGGGCUCUCGGUGGUGUUGAAUCUGAAUUUGCAGAAUUAACCAAGGCUGCCAUCGCCAAUUUGACGGUUUUGACAGCCUCGCAGGGCGCUUGCAAGAACAUCACUCGGUCUGGUGCGGAAUGUCCUGAAGACAAACUUACUGCGCAUUUACCCGAAUCUUAUAGGAAUUACAAUCUAGUGGCGAUAACAUGUGCCCUUUAUCCUUGCAUGAAGGAGUACCACGCCCAGGUCAAGGAAGGAAGACUUAUCGAAAAGGUGGUUGACGAAACCCUUUUGAGCGCAUUCGAAUAUAGCUAUAUCGGCAACAAUCGUAUUCUGAACAGGGGCGGCAGACAUGCUAUUCAGUCGCCCUGCCUGGUUGGCGACGAAGAGUAUACUUUUGACGAUUUUUCUCAAAGAAAUGAGCCACCGAAGGGCUGGUCGACGGUUGAGCGUGAUAAAACCAACUACACAGUCCCGGAUACAUGCCUAUACCAGAUGGGAACUCAAUACUCGCCGGCACUGAGCAAACACAUGGACGACGAAAUCUUCAACACCCACUGCGCGUCUGCCUACUUGGCGGACUCGCAUGCAAGCUGCGGAUCAAAGUGGUGGCUAGCCUCCCUUCAACAUAUCACCUACGACGCUUUAGAAACAGCAUUUGACGACUUCACCGCUGCCAUGACCAACAACUUCCGCAUUGAAGCAAGAUCCGACGAAGAUAAAGACAAAGUCACCGGGGUCGUCAACGAAAUGGCCAUCUGUACCGUUUUUGACUGGCGGUGGGUUCUGCUACCUGCUGGGUUGAUGGCUGUUACUUUGGCUCUGUUGGUAUAUGCUGUUGUUCAGAGCUACACCCACAAAGACAUGCCGGUUUGGAAAACUUCGGUUCUUCCGCUGUUGUUUUAUGGUCCUAAUGUUACGAAUGAUAUGACGAGGGAGACGGAUCUGGAUGGGUUGCAAAGAGAGGCUGGAAAGAUAAAGGUGGAAUUUCAAAAUAAGGAUGGCAUUAGAUUGAGGAAGAUCGAAACUAGAGCGACGGAGAGUUAG